AGCAGAGAAAUUGGCCCCGGGCUAGCCAUCCUCCACUUCCCCACCAGGGGCGGGGGUGAAGUCUGCAAACCUAAUGAGGGGGAGAGCCCAUGUAGCCCCUGCAUCUGCAGCCACCAGAGGCCCCGGGCUCAUUCCUGCCUGGACACACCAAGAGAGGGCAGCUCCAGAGGACCUCCGCUGGCCCCCUCCCCCCACCGGCACCCCCAGCCUCUGGCCACAGCCAGCGGACCUGAUCGACUGAAGAGUCCCAGCCUAGGCACACGGAGGCUGGUCCCUGUUUCUCAGACUUAAGAGCACAAUCACUUGGAAACUCUGCAGUUUGGGAACUCUUGAACCCAGGAUCACUCACAAGCAGAGCCCAGUGGACCCAGAGUCAGGCGGGCAGGUCAUGGAGGGCUCAGGCGAGAGGCUGGUCCUCAAUGUGGGGGGGGUGCGCUAUGAGACGUACCACAGCACUCUGCGCGCCUUCCCUGGCACACGACUCUACCAGCUGACGGAGCCCCCCAUGGGUGGUACCCUGGCCCGGGAGGUCUUCUUUGACCGUAGCCCCCACCUCUUUGGCUACGUACUGGGCUACUACCGAACACGCCAGCUUCACUGCCCCCCAGACAUAUGCCGGGCAGUGCUGGAGGAAGAGCUGGCCUUCUGGGGGCUGGCCGAUGCCCCUUUGGCCCCCUGCUGCUGGCUGAAGCUCAGCGGUGGUGAUGGACGGGCGGAAGACUUCCACGCCUGGGAGGAGAGCGAGCUGGGUGAAGAGCAAGGCCUCCUGGGACCCAUCGAGAGCCCCAGCUCCACCAGGGCCCAGGGGACCUGGAAGCCGUGGCUGUGGACUCUACUUAACCAGCCCUGCUCCUCCCUAGCGGGCAAGUGUGCUGCCCUCCUCUCCAUGCUAUUCCUCCUGGGUGCCUUGGUCAUCUUCUUCCAAGAAACCUCGGUGCAGCUGGACUACUUUACGUCCAACUUCCGGCCUCUGGAGCCCUGGGAUGGUGAGAAGGAGGGCCUGCCCCCACCUCAGGCCCCGAGCCCAGGCCUGGUGUACCAGCGAGCUCCUCACCUUCUCUACUUGGAACUGCUCUGUGUGCUGUGGUUCGGGGCCGAGCUGCUGGCUCGUAGCAUCUCCUGUCCCAACAAGGUCCAGUUCCUCCGCAGCCCCAUGACCCUGGUUGACCUGGCAUCCCUCUUCCCUGUGCUGGUGGAGCUGGCGGUGGGCCGCCGGGCUGAGCGCCACCCCCGCCUCUGCUUGGUGCUGGGCGCCCUGCGGGUGCUCUACGUGCUUAAGCUGGGCCGCCUCUUGGGGCUGGUGGAGAAGCCCCUGGCACUCCGGGUGCUGGCUCACACGCUGCGCUCGUCCUGGCGUGAGGCUGGCCUUCUGCUCCUGCUCUGGGCCGGGGAGAUCUUGCUGUUCGGCUCCCUCUUCCUGUACGGGGAGCUGCUGGGCACCGGCCAUGGCCAGGGCCAAAGCGAGGUACAUUUUGCCGACAUCCUCACCUGUUUCUGGUGGACAGUGAUCACCCUUACCACCGUGGGCUACGGGGACAUCUACCCCAUGUCUGCCUUGGGUCAGGUGACAGCUGCCAUCACCGCCAUGGCGGGCAUGCUGACCAGUGUCCUCCUGGUGCCCAUCCUCCUGGUCCGCUUUCAGAGAUGCUACGCCGUGGCUCUGGCGCGUCAGAAGCUGAGGCCCAGCGGGACUCUGUGAUGGGACAGGCCCCAGGCCCCUCGGGGAGAAGGCAUGGGACCCCAGGUGCCUGCCCUGACUCUUUCAGUACCCCAGGGAAAGCGUAACAGGAAGCCCACCUGUCCUCCUGUCCUUGCCCACACAACUCCAUGCCCAACCUCACCAGGUGAUUCCUUACCCUUCUCCUGCUUCAUCAAACAAUCUUAUAGCUACGUUCUGGCCCAAGAUGAUCGGGGUCAGGUUCAGGCCCACAGUAGCGUUGCUGGGGCCUUUUGGGGGGGUGGACAGGUGUCCAUAGCUUGGAGUCAUUCACCCUCCGUCCCCACCCGUCCUCAUAGUCACAGAUCGAGAGCAAGAAGAGAUCUUGGAGGUCAUCGGGUCCAUCCCCCUCAUUCUGGAGAUAAGAAAACUAAGGCAGCCCUAGGUAAAAUGACUCACCCAGGGUCACACAGCCCCUAUGUGCCAAAAGUGGAAUUUGAACCCAGGCCUUCCUGAUUCCAAGUGCAGUACUCUAUCCAAUACCUUAAGCUGCCUUCAUCUCCUAAAAGGGUAGGAAUGGAUGGGCCUCCAUGGCUCUCUGCCCCCUAGCCCCCAAUUCCCAUCCCACCAUCCAGGUUCUAAUCUAGAACUUGUCAGCCACAUGGACAGCUGGUGGAAGAAGGCGGGAUUGGAGAAGGUACAGUUCCCAGGCACAGACACUAGAUGUCAGUGGCAGCGCUCUAUGGUGGUGGGGGUUGGGACUGGAGGCAUAUGCAUAUUGUAAGAGCAUAGGAGUUAGAGCUAGAGGGACCCUGAGAAAUGAUCUAGUCUGACCCCUUCGUUCUAAAGAGGAAGAAAUAGGCCUAUUGCCCAAGGUCAGAGAAAUAAGCGGGAAUUUGAACCCAGGUCCUUCUGUUCCAAACCCAAUGUUCUUACCAUUGGACCCCACACCCACACCCACACCCAACUCCAGCUCUCCGCUGGACAUUUUGGCAGACUCCCAGCAAUUUCUCCUGCACCCAGUCCCCUUCCCAGAACCCUCCCAGGGGACCAAAAGUCUCCAUGUAUUAUUGCUUAUGUAGCUACCUUGUGCUUCCCAGGAAGGGGAAUGAGCUGUUAUAAAGCAGACUAAAUUCUACCCUUAGCACUGUCAGUAUUAUUUGGUUCCCCUUCCAGGGUCCCUAUUACUAUUGGGAUCCCCAUUUGACAGAUAAGGAAACUGAGGCUCAGAGAGGUCUCACUUCCCAUCCAUUCUCUCAUGUGCUCAUCACUGUGAAGAGAUGAUGAAAUUGACACCUAGAGAGAGGGAGCAAUUCACUCAAAGUCACAUGACAGUGUGAGAGCCAGGAUGAGGACUCAGGUCUCCUGCCCCACAAGCCCUGGGCUCCUUCCCCUAUUAGACUGAAGUCAACUUGUUGGGUCAACAACAACACUGACCCUCUAUGGUCUAAAGGUAUAUCAGUGGGGCAGCUGGGUGGCCCAGUGGAUAAAGCACUGGCCCUGGAUUCAGGAGGACCUGAGUUCAAAUCUGGCCUUAACACUUACUAGCUGUGUGACCCUGGGCAAGUCACUUAACCCUCAUUGCCCCACCAAUAAAUAAAUAAAUAAAUGAAGGUCUGUUCGCAAGGGCCUGUAUGAUUAGAGGCCACAGGCUGGGUAGAUCUUUAACUAGACAGAAUCAAGAGCAGUCUACACAGGCCAAGAAAGAACACAAGCUGUCAAAGCUUUGAAAUCAAUAACUCUAAUUCUCCCAUUUUAUAGAUGGGAAAACCCAAGUCCAGAGAGGGAAACAAUUCAACCAAGGGUAUAUAUGUACAACAGUGUGAUCUAGAGCUGAAAGGGACCUCAGAAGGAGUCCAACUUUCAUUCUACAGAACCAGGAAUUACCCUCAUUUGGCUAAUAUCAUAUGUGACAAUAACGGAGUUGCAACUCAAAUCCAGAUCAGCUGACUCUAAAUGCAGUGCUCUUCCCACUAUACCCAGCCCCCUUCAUGCCCUUUUCACAGUCUCAACUUUGUUGUAGGGAGAUUCUCCUCCACUCCCGAGACUCCAUUGCCCAAGCCAACUCUUAAGCCUGGCCUGCUGGGGUCAACUUUCCUGGUCACUAAAUUCUCAUUCUUCUGACAUUGACUGGGACACAAUCUUACUACAUCACUCAAUUACUCAAGAUAUUCUGUAACUCUGACUCAAACCACCAACUUCUCAACUUGGUAUUCAGAACCUCUUACGGUCUGGCUCGAGCCUACCUUUCUAGCCGAAUUGCACAUUACUGUCCUUCACACACUCUAUGCGCCAAUCAAACCACCCCACUUGCCAUUCCGUUCGUUCUCCAAACUCAGCGUUCCCUCUCUGGCUUUUGCAGAGGCUGGAGUCCACUCCCAGUUCACCUCCGCCCCCUCUUGUGGGAAGCCCUUCCUAUUCCCCAUAGUUAUCAGUGUUCCCUUCUACCUUUUCAAAUUAUUAUAUAUAUGCUUAUCUCUUUGCAUGUUGUACCCCACCUCCCCCAAGGAGAAUGGAAUAUAAACUCCCUGAGGGCACUAACUAUUUUCUUUCUGUCUUUGUAUACUCAGCAUCUAGGACA
Molecule: messenger RNA, 4238 nt
Organism: Dromiciops gliroides (monito del monte)
Lineage: Eukaryota; Metazoa; Chordata; Mammalia; Microbiotheria; Microbiotheriidae
Product: potassium voltage-gated channel subfamily C member 1-like
Exons: 4
Coding region: 389-1699 (436 amino acids)
Biological process (GO): potassium ion transmembrane transport; protein homooligomerization
Cellular component (GO): neuronal cell body membrane; axon; dendrite membrane
Molecular function (GO): protein binding; delayed rectifier potassium channel activity
Source: RefSeq, a predicted model, not a curated record